Molecule: messenger RNA, 829 nt
Organism: Gilbertella persicaria
Lineage: Eukaryota; Fungi; Mucoromycota; Mucoromycetes; Mucorales; Choanephoraceae
Exons: 2
Coding region: 166-633 (155 amino acids)
Source: RefSeq, a predicted model, not a curated record
UGUUAUAUCCAUUUGUUAUAUCCAUUUGUUAUAUCCGUUUGUUAUAUCCGUUUGUUAUAUCCGUUUGUUAUAUCCGUUUGUUAUAUCCGUUUGUUAUAUCCGUUUGUUAUAUCCGUUUGUUAUAUCCGUUUGUUAUAUCCGUUUGUUAUAUCACUGACACUUAUCAUGGCAAGCCACUCCGACACUGAAAAUUUUUCUUUCCAGUUGCCACCAAAAUACGCACCAGGAACAGACUUAAUGAGUAAAUGGAUGUUGAAUCAUGAACUGGUCGUCAAUCUUAUUGUAAAAAGUGUUAUUGGCGAACACGCUGAAAAUGAAUACAACACAAAACCCACAGAAUGGACGAACUACACCAGAUCAGAUGUAUUUUACUGUCCAAUUAACCGUGCAAAAACCAAGACAUUACCGCCUGUGCUUAUCGAAGUCCAACACGCUGCCAAUGGUGCUUUUUUCCGUCGCCUCAAUGAGUAUUGUCUAAUGAUCAGAAAACAACACCCAAUAUUGCCAGUGGCAGUAAUCUUUUGUACUCACAAUACGAGCCAGGAAUUCAAGGACCUCACUUACGAUUGCGAGGUAAUGCCAUUCUGCAAGCGAGUGUGUCAGGAACAAGACAGACCGAAGAAUACUUUAUAGGCAAGAUGAGCUUAGCAAUUGGCUAGAGAAUAUAGAGAUAUUUAUUAUAUUAUAGGUUGAUAAUAUAACUGACGAAGAAGUAACUCAACGACAAAAUAACUAAACUAUUUAUACUAAUGUUGAGGUAGCAUGUGUGAUGUUUUGAUAAUAGAGUUAUAUAAUAAGAUGAUAGUGAGACAAAGGUAGAUACUUUGAG